AUGUCUUCGAAGCUUCAUCGAAGUCCCCCUUUCCGAGCAGAACAUCUCGGAUCUUUACUCCGCCCAGAGCAACUUCUUUCGAUAAAACAUGCGCUUGACAAUGGGAAGAACGAUGUUAAGAAGCAAGAUCUGACAACAGUCGAAGACAAAUCAGUCGAUGAGAUAAUUCGGGUCCAACUUGACUUGGGUUUUCACGCUGUAACGGAUGGAGAAUAUCGUCGUCAUAUGUUCUGGGGUACAUUCUUCCCUGGAUUAGAUGGAUUUCAAGAAGUGCAAAAUCCCGACAUAGAGUCUUUCCGCCGCUACGUUCCCGACAUCGAUGCAUUCCUCGAAGAAGGUCACAAACCCGGUGAAUCUGUCUACUGCACAGGCAAAAUAAAACACGUCGGUAGCACAUAUAUCGAUCAAUGGAACUAUCUCAAGAAUCUCCUACCAGCCGACAAAGUCAAAGAAGCAAAAAUUACCCUCGCGGCUCCAAAUUGGUAUCAUCUUCGUUACAAGACUGGUCACGCAUAUCCAAAAGAUGUAUAUCCCACAGACGCCGAAUAUUUCACCGACAUAGCAAAAGCCUAUCGUGAGGAAUUGCGGAUUCUAUACGAGGCUGGACUCAGAAAUAUACAAAUCGAUGAUCCAAAUUUAGCAUACUUUUGUUCGGAGAAAAUGCUCGCGGGAUUCAAGAAAGAUGGGGAGGACUCCGAUGCUCUCUUCGAUUCAUACAUCAGGUUAUACAACGAUUGUCUGAGCAGUCGUCCAGAAGACUUGCACGUAGGAGUCCAUCUCUGUCGAGGAAAUUUCGCAGGCGGUCGUCACUUUUCCGAGGGGGGGUAUGAUGCUAUUGCUACGAAACUAUUCAAAGAUCUAAAUGUCAAUACAUAUUACCUCGAAUACGACACAGCGCGAGCCGGUGGCUUCGAACCUCUUGCUCAUCUACCCAAGGACAAGAAUGUCAUCUUGGGACUGAUCACGAGCAAAUUCCCAAAAUUGGAAAAUCUCGAUGAGUUGAAGGAGAAGGUUAUGAAAGCAGCCGAUAAGAUUGCAGAAGGGAAUGGGGAAAUCAGGGAAGAGAGUUUGAAGAGGAUGGGAGUUUCUCCUCAGUGUGGUUUCGCUAGUCAUUCGGAUGGGAAUAAUAUGGCGAGGGAGGAUAUGAUUGAGAAGUUGAAGUUGGUGAGGAGAUUGGCGGAUGAGGUGUGGCCUGGGGAGGCAUGA
Sclerotinia borealis F-4128 is the source of this 1206-nucleotide messenger RNA. Lineage: Eukaryota; Fungi; Ascomycota; Leotiomycetes; Helotiales; Sclerotiniaceae. The record is from the annotation of a GenBank genome assembly.